This is a messenger RNA of Pogonomyrmex barbatus (red harvester ant), 2119 nucleotides long. RefSeq lists its product as uncharacterized. Gene Ontology annotation, biological process: neuron differentiation; central nervous system development; regulation of transcription by RNA polymerase II. Gene Ontology annotation, cellular component: nucleus. Gene Ontology annotation, molecular function: RNA polymerase II cis-regulatory region sequence-specific DNA binding; DNA-binding transcription factor activity, RNA polymerase II-specific. The record is from RefSeq and is a predicted model, not a curated record. NCBI's taxonomy places the organism in Eukaryota, Metazoa, Arthropoda, Insecta, Hymenoptera, Formicidae.
AGUGAAAAAUAGAAUUAUUGAUUAUGGUGAAGAAGAAAAAUUAAUUGGAUAUAUUUGGCCAUUUUUGCGGAAAGAAUUUGUGAUAAGUGAUUAUAUAAAUAAUAUACUGCUCCAAAAAGGAUCGAAUUUUCCUCUCAAUUUCCUUUUUAACAAUAAAUUAAUGUCUAUAUCAAAUAAUAAAAAAAUUUAAUGAACGUUAAUCGUGUCCCGUCGGUUGAAUGAUUGUACAAUACUAUCCAUAGGAUUUUCAAGAAAACAUAAGGAAAAAAAUAAUAGUUUCAAGGAUUGCAAAAUGGAGACAAGUGAUCCGUCGGGUAGGCUAACGGCGGAAGACUUAUCGGAUUGCAUAAGCGACAGCAGUCACUCGGAAUCUCAAUUAAGAGCAUUUCAAAGUUAUGAGCGUAUCAAAGAGUUGAAUUUGUCUAUCGAUAAAUCUAAAGAAGAUGCAUCAACGGAAUCAAAAGACUUUCAUCUUGGUCUCGAAAGCGGCGAUAGGACGUCUCUUCGAUUUAACGAAUUUCCGUGCGAAAAUCCGGCUAGAAAUCUGACUAUGACGUUGAAUAAGAUCAAGGAUUUUGAUUACUCCGCUAAUAACUUCUCUGAAAUUAAUUAUCCUUUGGAUAGAUCAAACGAGAACGAAGAAUCGGUUGAUGCUGCGACGACGCUUUGCAGAUCAAAAAAUUCCAGUGCUAAGAACGUGUUAUUUAAUUUGCGCGAGACCAAACAAAGGAGUCCUCAUGCAUCAUUAUCCUCUUUAGAUAGGUACAGCAAAGAUCUCAAUUUCGUAGUGGAAAAAGAGAUGAAAGAUUUUAGCCUGCUCAAGAAUUAUAAUCUCGACCGUAUGAAAGAGUUUAAUUUUUCCUUGGAUAGAAUGAGGGAUACUCACAUUAGCAGUUUGGCUCUCGAAAGAUUGCGUGGUGGCACCGGUCUACUGGAAAAUUCAAAUAUGCUAGAUCACAAGGAAUUCAGGAACUUGCAAGUGCAACCGAGGAAUCCUGAUCUUGAAGCCAUUGCUUUGGAGCGUAUGAGACGCUCGCAUCUACUUGGUACGGAGUUAUCCGCGCAAAAUCUGUCGACGCAAGUGCCGCAUCCGCACUCGAUUACGCACAUGCAGCAUUCUCAGCAACAGCAGCAGCAACAAGCAAAAUCCUUCACUAUCGACGCCAUUCUAGGUCUAAGGAAUAAUCAACGAGAGAAACGAAAUCAACAACAACAAUAUAGGAAGCAUCAAGGUCAGGAAAGCUCGACAAAGAAUAGUAGUUCGAGUUCCAGUUCUAGUGGAGGUGGCAAAGUGAAGAGGGUACGAACAAUUUUCACGGCGGAACAAUUGGAACGUCUAGAGGGUGAAUUUGCGCGUCAGCAAUACAUGGUGGGCCCUGAAAGAUUGUAUUUGGCUCAUGCACUUCGAUUGACUGAAGCGCAAGUUAAAGUUUGGUUCCAGAAUCGUCGAAUCAAAUGGCGAAAGUUGCAUCACGAGCAACAGAGCCAGAGAGUGCAUGAGUUCCAACGCACGUUGAACUCUUCGUUGGAGCACGAAGACAGCAACGAAACUGACAAAUGGUGAAACAGAAAUUCACGAUCUACGCGAAAUCCUCGAUCGUGACUGUCACUUUGAUCCUUCUUCCUUAAGUAUGCUGCUCUAUCCUUUUCAUUUUAUUGUCUUAGGAAUUCGAGAAGUUAUUCUACAUGGAUGUAAUUGCAAACGAGAUUUCAAACGUGCAAUUAUCGAUUUUUUGAAGAAAUACUGUUUUCCAUAACUUCUCAUAAAAUAUCUACGUCGCAUCUUUCUUUCUUUACUCUCAUCUCUGUGCAAAUCGUCUUGCCAGUUUUUAUAUUUUAUUAUAAAUCUCAUUCUUUGGAAAAAUUGUAUAUGGAUUGCAGAUUGUGACGAAGAGAACUGUGUACUGCAAAAAAAUAUUAACGUUUAUUGAUUAAAGUAAGUUUUUAGUUUUUAAAACAUUUUUUUCAUAUUUUAACUUAAAACUACGAAGAUAAAGAUAUGUUUGAUGUGACAUCUCACUGCAUUUCUAAAUAAUUAUAAAAAUAUUCGCGAUUAACAAAUUGUUAUGAUAAAAAGUGCAAAUCAUACUUGAGUCAAAUUUAAACAUUUUCGACAAAA